Messenger RNA from Gasterosteus aculeatus aculeatus (three-spined stickleback), 1154 nucleotides. RefSeq names its product DnaJ (Hsp40) homolog, subfamily C, member 9 (gene dnajc9). NCBI's taxonomy places the organism in Eukaryota, Metazoa, Chordata, Actinopteri, Perciformes, Gasterosteidae. Gene Ontology annotation, cellular component: nucleus; cytoplasm. Gene Ontology annotation, molecular function: heat shock protein binding. The record is from RefSeq and is a predicted model, not a curated record.
GUCGCCGGACGCACGGAUGUACGCGACAAGCAAGCGCGCGAAAUAGAUAACACCAGCAAAGGCACAGCAGGGUGGAACAAAACACAUAUAACGGGUUUUCAUUUAGCCACAGAAAACGGAAAUACUUCACCUGGUCAACGUACUCGGUCAAAGCUGUCGGGAUGGGUUUGCUCGAGCGCUGCCAGGAGCUCUUCAAGACCUCAAACCUGUACGAGGUGCUGGCCGUCAACAAAGAGGCAACCGAGACUGAGAUCCGGAGGAGUUACUACAAAGUGUCGCUGAAGGUCCACCCGGACCGGGCUCCCGAAGACCCGCAGGCCACCGAGAAAUUCCAGGUGUUGGGGAAGCUGUACGCGGUGCUGAGCGAUCAGCAGCAGAGAGCGGUCUAUGACGAGCAGGGGGCAAUAGAUGAGGAGUCCGAUGUCCUGAGCCAGGACCGCUGCUGGGAAGACCACUGGAGACUGCUCUUCCCCAAGAUUACGGUGCAGGACAUCCUUGAAUUUGAGAAGAAAUAUAAGGGCUCUGAAGAAGAGAGGAAGGACGUGAUCCAGCUGUAUGUGCAGCACGAGGGGAACAUGGACGCCAUCACAGACUCGGCAAUGUGCUGCUCCCAGGACGACGAGCCGAGGCUCCGCGGCAUCAUCCAUGCCGCCAUCCAAGGCGGAGAAGUCACAGAGUUUCCGGCGUUUACGCAGGAGACGGACAAAAAAAAGCGGGCUCGUAGGAAGAGGGCUGAUAGGGAGCGACAGGAAGCAGAAGAAAUGCAGAAAGAGAUGGGGCUCGGUGAUGAGGAUGAAAGUCUUGUCAUGAUGCUCCAGCAAAAACAGAAGUCCAGAGAGAAGAAUUUCACCAGUUUCCUUUCUGACCUGGAGGCAAAAUACUCCAAAAAAAGUGGCGCCAAAAGAGGAAAAAGAGGAAAGAAAUGAGAUGGGUGCAGUCUCUGGUAGCAGAAAAAUGUAAAUAAAUGUUAGCACUUGUUAAAGAGCAUUCGGGCCCUUGUUUGAACAUAAACUGUUUACCUGCUCCCCUCUUCUGUGUUCUCUAUCUGGCAUUACUUGCUUUUCAUGCAACGCUUCUCAAAAUGUAAAUGCCUCUCAUUUCUUGUCUACUUUGUCGGUCUUCAUAAAAUAAAAUCGUAUUUAUUUACUUCAUCA